AGAUUGAUCUCGGUCACCGCUCAAGGAGCUUUGCUCCGGGCCCUCAGGCUUUCCGCCGAGAGCCAAUCGGCCCUGCCUGCCAAGCCCCUCCUUCCCUGCACCUUUAAUGGCUGAGAGAGGGGAGGGUCGGCUGGGGUUUUCUCCUUAAGAAGUCGCACCGGUUUUUCGAGCUCCGCUCUGCGCCUGGACAGCCACAGCAGCGGGAGCGGGCGCUGCCGCCACCGGGCCGCGGAGCUGUCAUGCUCGGCCCCAUACCACUCUUCGCAGAAAGGGUCUGCUACAAGACAGGGGGUGUUGACUGGUAGGAGAACCAAGGUGGGAUAGUAACACCUCUGGGAGAAAGAAAAUUGGCUCCCUCUCUUGAAAGUGGCGAGUGUACCGCAGGCGGCUGCAUGGGGGGAACAGUAAUCAGAUGGCUACCUUCUACGUUUUGUGCUAAGAAACAAAAUCAGUUAUAGGAAUCCAUGUUGAUCUUGGAAGUAGAAGGAUUUAAAAAAGUUAAGUUUGCACAAAAAAACACGCACUUUGCCAUCUCCCUUUUGAUCUGAAGACUGGGGGACAAUGGAUAUUAUAGAGACAGCAAAACUUGAAGAACAUAUGGAAAAUCAAACCAAUGAUCCUGCAAAUGCUUACACAAGACCUGCCGAGCCUGUCGAAGAAGAAAACAAAAAUGGCAACAGUAAACCGAAGAGCUUAUCCAAUGGGUUGCGAAAGGGCACCAAAAAGUACCCGGACUAUAUCCAGAUUGCUAUGCCCACUGAAUCCAGGAACAAAUUUCCCCUGGAGUGGUGGAAAACAGGCAUUGCCUUCGUGUACGCCCUUUUCAACCUCGUCCUAACCACCGUCAUGAUCACAGUUGUACAUGAAAGGGUGCCUCCCAAGGAGCUCAGCCCCCCACUACCAGACAAGUUUUUUGAUUACAUUGAUCGGGUAAAAUGGGCAUUUUCUGUAUCAGAAAUAAAUGGGAUUAUAUUGGUUGGAUUAUGGAUCACCCAGUGGCUGUUUCUAAGAUACAAGUCAAUAGUGGGACGCAGAUUCUUUUUUAUCAUUGGAACUUUAUACCUGUACCGCUGUAUUACAAUGUACGUCACCACUCUGCCUGUGCCUGGGAUGCAUUUCCAGUGCGCCCCGAAGCUCAACGGAGACUCUCAGGCAAAAAUACAACGGAUUCUGCGAUUGAUUUCCGGUGGUGGAUUGUCCAUAACUGGAUCCCAUAUCUUGUGUGGAGACUUCCUCUUCAGCGGUCACACCGUUGUGCUGACACUUACUUAUUUGUUCAUCAAAGAAUAUUCGCCUCGUCACUUCUGGUGGUAUCAUUUAAUCUGCUGGCUGCUGAGUGCCGCCGGGAUCAUCUGCAUUCUUGUAGCGCACGAACACUAUACCAUCGAUGUGAUCAUUGCUUAUUAUAUUACAACACGGCUGUUUUGGUGGUACCAUUCAAUGGCCAAUGAAAAGAACUUGAAGGUCUCUUCACAGACGAAUUUCUUGUCUCGAGCAUGGUGGUUCCCCAUCUUUUAUUUUUUCGAGAAAAACGUACAAGGCUCAAUUCCUUGCUGCUUCUCCUGGCCACUCUCCUGGCCCCCUGGCUGCUUUAAAUCUUCAUGCAAAAAGUAUUCACGGGUUCAGAAGAUCGGUGAAGAUAAUGAGAAAUCUACCUGAGGAGCAAAACAAAGGCAUCAGCUCUUAUACCAAAAGAGUUAACGCUGUAACCAAAGGUAUAGUUUUGGGUUUUUAUUUUAGAAGACCUGACUGGUAAAUGAAGAAGUGGACCAAAUUUCGUGUAAAUGAUUAGAAAGAUGAAUGAAGUAUUACCCUUUGACUGUUUUUUUAUUCAUCCUGAGAAAGGUAUAUUCUCCUGCAGCUCUUCAUUCAUUGGUGACAAGCCCCCAAACUGGGAUUUUACUAAUGAGCUUGUUAAAGAGGUGCCAAAGAACCUACUAUUCCUCCUCCUUAUUCUUUAUCCACUAAAGCCCUCUACAGAAUUUCUUCAGGAUUUUUUUUCCCUCCAACAUCAGAAGAAUUUGUUAAUGUUUUAAAUAAAAUAUCUGGAUAUAUACA
This is a messenger RNA of Odobenus rosmarus divergens (Pacific walrus), 2058 nucleotides long. It is a transcript of the gene SGMS2, whose product is annotated as sphingomyelin synthase 2. The transcript is spliced from 7 exons. Bases 562 to 1659 code for a protein of 365 amino acids. Gene Ontology annotation, cellular component: Golgi membrane; endoplasmic reticulum membrane. Gene Ontology annotation, biological process: ceramide biosynthetic process; sphingomyelin biosynthetic process. The record is from RefSeq and is a predicted model, not a curated record. Gene Ontology annotation, molecular function: sphingomyelin synthase activity; ceramide cholinephosphotransferase activity. NCBI's taxonomy places the organism in Eukaryota, Metazoa, Chordata, Mammalia, Carnivora, Odobenidae.